Molecule: messenger RNA, 426 nt
Organism: Fonsecaea erecta
Lineage: Eukaryota; Fungi; Ascomycota; Eurotiomycetes; Chaetothyriales; Herpotrichiellaceae
Exons: 2
Coding region: 1-426 (141 amino acids)
Source: RefSeq, a predicted model, not a curated record
AUGGCUCGUAUCGUGAAGCCGAAGGGCUCCGUUUGGAACCCCCGAACUGUAACCGCGCCUAUCGCAGCAGUAGUUAUGGCCGGUCUCCUCUACACCUACGCAGUUACCUCUAUACGAGCCGCAAAGCGGAACGCGAAACUCCACCGAGAAGCCGACGGCGGGCAACUUGACAUGAGACGUGAAAGCUUGCGCAGACACGGUUUAAUGGAUCCCGUGCAAGGGACCUCAGGCUAUGAGCUCUUCAGAGAUGCCAGAGCCGAUGCUAAACAAGAGUCGAAAUAUCUCACAGAGAAAAAAGCGAAGCCAUUGGGCGCAGACCAAAAGGAAGAGACUGGCACUCCGCGGACCGAGAACGAAAGUGUGCUCGAAGGCUAUCGAGGCUCAGGAGCCCUCCAAAAAUUGAAGGAGGCUCAACCACGAGAAUGA